AUGUCCGUCCCCGCAGAGAGCUCUCACCCGGGGGAGGAAGGCCGCGCUACUCCUCAUGCCCGGUACACGAAGCAGAGCGGGACGGCGAUCGACAGACUCGCCGACGAUCUCCUCGUCGAGAUCCUCUCGCGCGUCCCCGCCAAGUCGCUCCUCCGCUUCAGGUGCGUCUCCAGCCACUGGCUGGCGCUCAUCGACCACCCCGACCACCGCAAAAGGCUGCCCCAAACCCCGGCCGGCUUCUUCUACGACAACAAGUACACCGGCGAGUGGUUUCUGCAACCACCUCCCCACUUCACCAGUUUCCCAGGGAGACGGUGCCCUCCGAUCGACACCUCUUGCUCCUUCCUGCCCAACCAUGAGCGCGUCCAUCUGUUGGCCUGCUGCAGCGGCCUCCUCCUCUGCCGCUGGCGCGACGCCUCCGCGCAGGGUGACGAGUUCCGUUAUGUCGUGUGCAAUCCCGCCACGGAGAAGUGGGUCGUGUUGCCGAGCUCCGGCAAGGCCACCAGCGAGGUGGCCACCGCACGUUUGGGCUUCGACCCAGCCCUGUCGUCGCAUUUCCAUGUGUUUGAGUUGGUAGAUGAGCAGGAGCCAAACUGGCACCCUCACAUCGCCGGAGUGGCAGUGUAUUCGUCUGAAACUGGAGCAUGGGUUUAUAAACAAGAGAGAUGGAACAAGCAAAUUAGGCCCAUUGAUCGUCGGUCAGUAUUUGUCUUUCUUAAUGGCCACCUGCAUUUUCAACCCAGCGCUCGUUGGUUAUCCCAUCAUCUAGCCAUGGUAGACACAGAGGGGGAAACAUGGAUGAACUUCAGUCUCCCUGGUGGUUUGGAUGAUGGUUUUAUUCAGCGAUCACAAGACCGCUUGCAUUAUGCCAAUUUUCAGGGAUAUGGAGGUGGUGCCAUUCGAUUAGUAGUUUAUGUUCUGGACAACUAUCAAAGCAGAAAAUGGAUAUUGAAGCACAGCAUCGAAGCUUCAUACAUAUUUCGAGGGAUGGAUGCCUACCUUCUUGGUCGUUUUGGAUGGGCUGCGAUGGAUUUUGGUUGGAUUGCGAUUCAUCCGGAAUGCAACACGAUAUUCUUCACUGCCGGGUGGGAUACCACAUUCAUGUGCUACAAUAUGGAUCUUCGACAAGUCAAAGUGAUCUCCAAUCUGGAAGAUGGCCAGCCGCCAUAUCUGCCAUAUGUGCCAUUGUAUGCAGAGUUACGGUCAUUGCACAUUUGACAUCAGUCUGAGUUGGUGGCUUUAUAAGAAGUGGAUCUUCGACAAACACUAGUUCUUUGUGCUAUGGAACAGCCUGGUUGGUAUGUUUGCUCGAACUGGGCUAUUGUUUUAUCUGACUGAUGUAUGCAUGCUUUUAUGUUUCGAGUGUGGUGGUU
Molecule: messenger RNA, 1373 nt
Organism: Triticum dicoccoides
Lineage: Eukaryota; Viridiplantae; Streptophyta; Magnoliopsida; Poales; Poaceae
Product: F-box protein At5g07610-like
Exons: 1
Coding region: 1-1218 (405 amino acids)
Molecular function (GO): protein binding
Source: RefSeq, a predicted model, not a curated record